AUGCUCUGUCAUCCGGAAAAAGAAUGUUGUAUAACGAUCUCGUACAUCUCUAAACUGAAUUUGAUUCAAUAUGGUCGUACAAUUCGUUUCACUGUUUCGACUACUAUUGCUUCAUGUUACAAUUCAAAUCAAGGUGGUAUCAGUUCUUCUGCUGGAACCGCAUCUAAAUAUGUUCAAUCGAGUCCCUACACCAUCGAAGUUUCUCGAAUUAGUUCAUCAUCUCGUUCAAUUCAACUUGAUGUCGGAGAACCAAAUGUUUAUGUUAUCGAAUUCGCUCAACAAAAUAUUCAUUUGGAUCGAGAUGUUCUUCUAGACAAUGACUUGACUGAAAAUCGAUCGAAUACUAUAGUUGCAAUCGAGCCUGGUGCUGUUAUAGCUUCGUUCACUCCAACUGAUGAGGGCUAUCGACGUGCAAUGAACAAUACAGCAAUGCCCAAUGAAUUUAUGUUUAUUAUCGAUUGCAGUGGAUCAAUGACCAGCGAGAAAAAGAUCGGAUAA
Messenger RNA from Rotaria sp. Silwood2, 498 nucleotides. The record is from the annotation of a GenBank genome assembly. Lineage: Eukaryota; Metazoa; Rotifera; Eurotatoria; Philodinida; Philodinidae.